Manacus vitellinus (golden-collared manakin) is the source of this 4733-nucleotide messenger RNA. RefSeq names its product neuroblast differentiation-associated protein AHNAK. Gene Ontology annotation, biological process: regulation of RNA splicing. The annotation marks the transcript as partial. The record is from RefSeq and is a predicted model, not a curated record. Gene Ontology annotation, cellular component: nucleus; costamere; cytoplasm. The transcript is spliced from 2 exons. Lineage: Eukaryota; Metazoa; Chordata; Aves; Passeriformes; Pipridae.
UUUCUGCCCCCAAAAUGGACAUUUCUGGCCCCAAGGUUGACCUGAAGGGGCCCAAAGUGGACAUUUCUGGCCCCAAGGUGGACGUCGAUGUCCCGAGCGUGGACAUCGAAGGGCCGGAAGUGAAAGGAAAAGGUCUCAAGUUUAAAAUGCCCGAACUGAACGUUCAGACCCCAAAACUGUCCAUGCCAGACGUAGAUCUGGGGUUGAAGGUCCCAAAACUGAAGGGGGACGUGGCAAUUUCUGGCCCGAAGAUCUCCGGGGAUCUGAAGGGCCCCAAAAUAGAUGUGGAGGGUCCCAAGGUGGACGUGAAAGGCCCCAAAAUAGACGUGAAAGGUCCCAAGGUGGAUGUGGAAGUUCCCAGGAUGGACGUGGAAGGUCCCAAAGUGGAUGUUGAGAUGCCGGAGGUGGACUUGGAAUGCCCGGAAGGGAAGAUAAAAGGCCCCAAAUUUAAGAUGCCGAAACUGAACAUUAAGUCGCCCAAAAUCUCGGUGCCAGACGUGGAUUUGAACCUGAAGGGCCACAAAGUGAAGGGAGAGAUGGACGUUUCCCUCCCGAAGGUAGAAGGUGAGGUCAAGGGGCCCAAAAUCGACGUGGAGGUCCCGGACACAAACCUGGAGGGUCCGGAGGCCAAAGUGAAAAUGCCCAAAAUGAAACUGCCCCAUUUCCACAUGUCCGACCCCAAACUGGAGGGAGCCGAGGUCGAUGUGAACCUGCCCAAAGCAGAGCUGGAGGUGUCUGGGCCGGAGGUGGACGUUGAGGGGCCGGAGGUGGACGUGGGAGGCACGGAAGGCAAAUGGAAAGGUCCCAAAUUCCGGAUGCCGAAGCUGAACAUCAAAACGCCCAAAAUCUCGAUGCCGGACGUGGAUUUGAACCUGAAGGGCCCCAAAGUGAAAGGAGAGGUGGAUGUGGCAGCUCCCAAGGUCGAAGGGGACUGGAAAGGGCCAGAAAUGGAGGUGAAGGGGCCGAAGGUGGAUGUUGAGGUGCCCAACCUGGACGUGGAGGGUCCCGAGGGGAAGGUGAAGGGCCCCAAGUUCAAGAUGCCCGAGAUGCACAUCAAGGCCCAAAAGAUCUCCUUUCAAAGCCCUGAGGUGGAUGUGAAGCUGAAGAAACCCGAGGUGGAAGUGUCCGGUCCCAAAGUCGAGGUUCAGGCUCCCGAUUUGGACGUCCAGGCGAAAUCCAAAGGCUCCAAGUUCAAAAUGCCUUUCCUGAAUAUUUCCUCCCCCAAAGUGUCGAUGCCGGACGUGGAACUGAACCUGAAAGGGCACAAAAUGAAAGGGGAGUUGGACCUGUCCGGCCCCAAACUGGAAGGGGAACUGAAGGGCCCCGAGCUGGACAUCAAAGGCCCCAAGGUGGACAUCGAGGCCCCCGACGUGGACGUUCACGGCCCGGAGGGGAAAAUCAAAAUGCCCAAGUUCAAAAUGCCCAAAUUUGGGCUCAAGGGGGAGGGGCCAGAGGUGGACGUGAACCUGCCGGCGGGAGAGCUGGACGUGUCCGGUCCCAAGGUGGACAUUGAAGGUCCAGAGGUGGACGUUGAGCUGCCCGAGGGGAAGAUCAAAGGCCCCAAGUUCAAGAUGCCCGAGAUGAACAUCAAGGCCCCCAAAAUCUCGAUGCCUGACAUUGACCUGAACUUGAAGGGCCCCAAAGUGAAGGGGGACGUGGAUGUGUCCCUCCCCCAGGUGGAUCUAAAAGGACCCAAAGUGGACGUGGAAGUUCCCGACCUUGACGUCGAAGGGCCCAAAGGAAAAAUUAAAGGCCCCAAAUUUAAAAUGCCCGAGAUGAACAUCAAAGCCCCCAACUUGUCCAUGCCAGACCUGGACCUGAGCCUGAAAGGUCCCAAGCUGAAAGGGGGGGUGGACGUCGACCUGUCAGCGCCAAAACUCGAAGGCGACGUGAACGUGCCGGACAUCGACAUCAAAGGCCCCAAAGUGGACAUUGAGGGGCCAGAGGUGGACAUUGAAGGGCCUGAGGGGAAGAUCAAGGGCCCCAAGUUCAAGAUGCCCGAGAUGCACAUCAAGGCCCCCAAAAUCUCCAUGCCUGAUGUCGACUUCAACCUGAAGGGCCCCAAAAUGAAGGGGGAUGUGGAUGUUUCUCUUCCCAAACUGGAAGGUGACCUGAAGGGCCCUGAACUGGACAUCAAGGGCCCCAAGGUGGACAUUGAUGCCCCUGAUGUGGACAUUCACGGCCCAGAGGCGAGGUUCAAGAUGCCCAAGUUCAAGAUGCCCAAGUUUGGGAUGCCCGGGGUCAAGGCUGAAGGCCCCGAGGUGGACGUGACCCUGCCGACAGGAAACCUGGAUGUGUCCGGUCCCAAGGUGGACAUUGAAGGUCCAGAGGUGGACGUUGAGCUGCCCGAGGGGAAGAUCAAAGGCCCCAAGUUCAAGAUGCCCGAGAUGAACAUCAAGGCCCCCAAAAUCUCGAUGCCUGACAUUGACCUGAACUUGAAGGGCCCCAAAGUGAAGGGGGACGUGGAUGUGUCCCUCCCCCAGGUGGAUCUAAAAGGACCCAAAGUGGACGUGGAAGUUCCCGACCUUGACGUCGAAGGGCCCAAAGGAAAAAUUAAAGGCCCCAAAUUUAAAAUGCCCGAGAUGAACAUCAAAGCCCCCAACUUGUCCAUGCCAGACCUGGACCUGAGCCUGAAAGGUCCCAAGCUGAAAGGGGGGGUGGACGUCGACCUGUCAGCGCCAAAACUCGAAGGCGACGUGAACGUGCCGGACAUCGACAUCAAAGGCCCCAAAGUGGACAUUGAGGGGCCAGAGGUGGACAUUGAAGGGCCUGAGGGGAAGAUCAAGGGCCCCAAGUUCAAGAUGCCCGAGAUGCACAUCAAGGCCCCCAAAAUCUCGAUGCCUGACCUGGAUCUGAACCUGAAGGGCCCCAAAGUGAAGGGGGAUGUGGACGUGUCACUGCCAGGAGUCGAAGGAGAACUGAAGGGUCCCGAGGUCAGUGUCGCCGCCCCCGACGUCCACAUCGACAGCCCGGAGGGCAAAUUCAAACUCCCCAAAUUCAAGAUGCCCAAGUUUUCCAUGCCUGGAUUUAAAGGGGAGGGGCCAGAGGUGGACGUGAUCCUCCCGAAGGGCGACAUCAACAUUUCGGGCCCCGGCGUGGACGUGGAGGCUCCUGAUCUGAGCGCGGGCGGGAAAGUCAAAGGUCCCAAAUUCUCCAUGCCCGAGAUGCACAUCAAGGCCCCCAAAAUCUCCAUGCCCGACGUCGACUUCAACAUCAAAGGGCCCCACCUAAAAGGAGACAUCGACGUGUCGGCCCCCAGGCUGGAGGGGGACCUCCAAGCCCCCCAGAUCGACGUGAAAGGCCCCAAAAUCGACGUUGAGGCUCCCGAUGUGACCCUGGAAGGGCCCGAAGGGAAACUCAAAGGCCCCAAGUUCAAGAUGCCCGAGAUGAACAUCAAGGCCCCCAAGUUCUCCAUGCCUGAUGUUGACUUCAACCUGAAGGGCCCCAAGGUCAAGGGUGACGUGGGCGUGGCGGCGCCAGCGCUGGAGGGGAACCUGCAGUGCCCAGACCUCGACAUCAAAGGCCCCAAACUGGACAUUCAGGCCCCAGCGGUGACCGUGGAAGGGCCCAAGAUCAAGAUGCCCGAAAUGCACGUCAAGACCCCCCAGAUCUCCAUGCCUGACAUCGACUUGAACUUGAAGGGCUUGAAGGGCAAAGCUGAUGCUGAAUUCCACGGCCCGAAGCUCGAGGGGGGUCUGAAGGGCCCCGAGGUCGAUAUCAAGGGGCCCAAAGUCGACAUCGAGGGCCCGGCGGUCGACGUCGACGGUCUGGAGGGAAAAGUGAAGCUGCCCAAAAUGAAAAUACCCAAAUUCGGCUUCAAAGGGGAAGGUCCCGACGUGGACGUGAACCUGCCGAAGGCCGAGGUGGAGCUUUCGGGCCCCAAGGUGGACCUCGACGUCCCAGAGGUGAACCUGGAGGGGCCAGAGGGCAAAGUGAAAGGUCCUAAGCUGAAAAUGCCCGAAAUGCACGUGAACGUCCCCAAAAUCUCCAUGCCCGAGAUAGACUUGAGCUUGAAAGGCCACAAAACCAAGGGGGGCUUUGACCUUUCGGCCCCGAAGGUGGAAGGUCACCUGAAAGGGCCUGAGGUCGACCUGAAAGGCCCAGAAUUUGGGGUCAAAGGCCCCGAAGUCGACGUCGAAUGUCCGGACCUGAGCGUCGAGGGCCCCGAGGCCAACGUCAAACUUCCCAAGUUCAAGAAGUCCAAGUUUGGGUUCGGGAUGAAAAGCCCAAAGGCCGAAGUGGAUUUACCUGAGGCGGAGCUGAGCCUGGAGUCACCCGAUGUCAACCUGUCCGGAAAGGGCAAGAAGAGCAAAUUCAAGAUGCCCAAAAUCCACAUGAGUGGCCCCAAAGUGAAAGGGAAGAAGGGGGCGUUCGACGUGAACGCGGCCGGGGCGGAGCUGGACGCGGAUCUCAGCGUCGCCGGCCCCGACGUGACCGUCAAAGGCGACGCCGCCGUGAAGUCCCCCAAGGGGAAGAAACCCAUGUUCGGCAAAAUCUCCUUCCCGGACGUCGAGUUCGACCUGAAAUCGCACCGGUUUCGAGGGGAGGCGUCCGCGGGGGUCCCGAAAAUCGAGGGGGAGCUCAAAGCGCCGGAUCUGGAAGUUUCCGUGCCCGCGGUCAAAGGGGACGUCAAGGGGCCGAGUCUCAGCGUGGACCUUGAAGCUCCCGACGUGAACCUGAAGUCCCCGAAGCUCAAACUCCCUGGGGGGCAGGUGGGUGUGGGGGACGGGAAA